GCUCGAGCAUCUGUAGUACAGUCGCGAGGAGGAGGAGGAGGACAACGGUUGGCCGACGUUCGAGACGCGUACACCGGACACUCGCGCAACGUCAGAAGUUGCCAGUCGGUUCCUGCUUCUCUCGGUCCUGGUCAUUUCUCCACCGUAAACAACAACAGGGGGUUUCAUUGUGCACGGUAAUCAUGGCAGAAGCCCACCAGGCGGUGGCUUUCCAGUUCACAGUCACCCAUGAUGGCAUCGACCUGCAGCUGUCUCACCAGGCCCUCACUGAAAUCUACCUCUCUGGUGUCCGUUCCUGGAAGAAGCGGAUCAUCAGACUCAAGAACAGCGUGAUAACUGGAGUAUAUCCUGCUAGUCCUUCCUCCUGGCUUUUUGUGGUCAUAGCAAUCCUGGCUACUAUGUACACCCGCUCUGACCCCUCCAUGGGACUCAUAGCCAAGAUCCAGGAGCACCUGCCUGUCAGCCAGUCGAUGAGUACGCAGUGCCAGGCAGUGUUGUCGGCGGUGCUCUUCAGCACCAUGCUGUGGCUCUUACUCAUCUUCACCAUGCGUCUGUGCCUCAAGCAACUCCUCUCUUACCACCGAUGGAUGUUUGAGCAGCAUGGCAAGAUGUCCACCACCACCAAAGUCUGGGUGGCGCUGGUGCGGAUCUUCUCUGGCAGGAAGCCUCUGCUCUACAGCUACCAGGGCUCGCUGCCAAACCUCCCAGUGCCCACCAUCAAGGACACAGUCAAGAGGUACCUGGAAUCAGUACGUCCGCUGAUGGAUGAUACACAGUAUGAACGCAUGACCAAACUGGCCGCGGAGUUCGAGAGCAGCAUCGGUAACCGCCUGCAGUGGUACCUCAAGCUCAAAGCUCUCUGGUCCUCCAACUACGUCAGUGACUGGUGGGAGGAAUAUGUCUACCUACGGGGACGCAGCCCAAUCAUGGUCAACAGUAACUACUACGGCAUGGACUUCUUAUAUGUGACUCCAACGCCCAUCCAGGCAGCCAGGGCAGGGAACAGCAUCCACGCAUUCUUCCAGUACCGUCGCAAACUCAACAAAGAAGAGAUUAAACCUAGUCGCAUACCAGGCACUGUCAUUCCUCUGUGUGCUGCUCAGUGUGAGAGGAUAUUCAACACCACACGCACUCCUGGAGAGGAGACUGAUACUCUGCAGCAUUGGCAGGACAGUGACUACAUAGUUGUAUACCACAAAGGCCGCUACUUCCGCCUUAGGGUGUACCAGGCUGGUCGACUUCUCUCUCCGAGGGAGAUUGAAUAUCAGAUACAGAGGAUUCUCGAUGACCCGUCACCUCCUUCCAAAGGGGAGGCCAAACUUGGAGCCCUUACUGCUGGAGACCGAAUCCCAUGGGCUAAAGCCAGGGCGACGUACUUCAGCAGCGGAGUCAAUAAACGCUCUCUGGACUGCAUUGAGAAAGCUGCCUUCUUUGUGACCCUGGAUGAUGAAGAACAGGGCAUGAUGGGAGACGACCCAGCAGCUAGUUUAGAUCGCUAUGCUAAGUCAUUGUUGCAUGGGAAAUGUUAUGACAGGUGGUUUGACAAGUCCUUUUCAGUUGUUUACUACAAGAACGGGAAGAAUGGCAUAAAUGGAGAGCAUUCGUGGGCUGACGCCCCAGUGUUGGCACACUUAUGGGAGUACACCCUGGCCACCGACAGUUUCCAGCUUGGUUACAAUGCAGAAGGUCACUGCAAAGGAGAAGUUGAUUCAUCACUGCCGCGACCACAGAAGCUGAAUUGGGAGAUCCCUCCAGAAUGUGAGGAGCAGAUCUCCCAGUCUCUGGCCGUGGCUCAGGCCCUUGCCAAUGACGUGGACUUCCAUGUUUUCUCCUUCCAAGACUUCGGCAAAGGAAAGGUCAAGAAGUGUCGAGUCAGUCCGGAUGCCUUCAUACAGAUGGCUCUUCAGUUGGCCUACUACAGGGACCGGGGGACUUUCUGUUUGACCUAUGAAGCCUCAAUGACCCGUCUGUUCAGGGAGGGCAGGACCGAGACCGUUCGCUCCUGUAGCAAUCAGAGCAGUGCCUUUGUCCGAGCACUGGAGGGUGGAGAGGAACCAGAUGUGUGCAGGCGUUUGUUCCGUGCAGCGUCAGAAAAGCACCAGGAACUAUACCGCAUGGCCAUGACUGGAGGAGGCAUCGACAGACACCUCUUUUGCCUCUAUGUGGUGUCCAAAUACCUCGGAGUGGAGUCUCCUUUCUUAAAAGAGGUGCUGUCUGAGCCAUGGAGGCUGUCCACAAGUCAGACUCCAGUCCAGCAGGUGGAGCUGUUUGACAUGGUCAACCACCCAGAGUACAUCUCCUGUGGAGGAGGCUUUGGACCUGUGGCUGAUGAUGGUUAUGGGGUGUCCUACUGCAUUCUGGGAGAAAACCUGAUUAACUUCCACAUCUCGUGCAAACACUCCUGUCCAGACACUGAUGCCCACAGGUUUGGCAGUCAGAUUAGAAAAGCCCUGCAUGAUCUGAUGCAGCUGCUGGGCCCAAACCAAAAAGAGCCCAACAAAACAGAAGAGAGACGGCACCAGGUCAAGAAAGAUCAAUAGAUGCUUCAACGGAGGAAAAGGAGGUUGAGGAAGGUGUGCCAACAUAAAUGUUCCGUUAAAAAGAGAGAAAGAGCUGGUUGAUAUAGAAGAGGUGAUAAGUUAGAAGGUGAUGUUUUUAUUGAUAUGCAUCUUAAUUCAUGUGUGUUUUUAUUAGCUGUGUGACGGAUGUGUGGAGAGAGAACAAUAAACGAGUACUGUACGGUUUAUCGAUUUAGUUUUAACAGGCGAACCAUCUGAAAAAUAAGAAUCCAGAACAGAAUAAAAAUGUUAUUAUUGUGCCAUGUGACUAUUAUAAAAAAGCCAGUACACACUGCACCACUCAAUGUUAGGGUAGGAAAUCCUAACGGCACCUUACUGCAGGGAAUAAUUUAACACAUAUUCAAGUGCAACAUGUUUCGACACUUUUAAGUAUGCCACUAACAUUAUGUUUCUGAAUUUGGAAAAUGCUGUUGGACGCGUGUGAUAUAUAUUUUCAUCAUCGGAGAGGAAUCAUACAGAACUGUCGAGGCGAUUUCAUUUUCUACUAUCUGAACGCAACAUUGCUGUGACAGUGACACCGGGUAUUUUAAAAUGUUGGAAGUCUGUGACUUCUCAGAGUUUACUCAACGUACAUAUGUAUUUAAUCUGCUUUUUACAUACAUGAUUGUAAUGCUGUGUUGAGAGUACCAUGCCGUUGAUAUGCUGUAUGUGUAGUGAAAUGACACGGCUCCUUUAACUUGACAGGUAAUAUAUUCAGUGCCAAAUCAUCCAGGAGAUAACUAACUUACCUGUGCGGACUACGUAGGUUAGGCUUUGUUUCAGUGGUCAGUAACCAUUUCAAACACGUUAAAAAUGUGCCCCAGUUUUUUUCUGUUUUAUAUUGUUUUGUAUUUACCACUGUGCAAACACGCACCAUAAUAAUGCAAUUGUAUUUAUGAGCAUCAUGUGCUAUGAUGCCUUGGACAGUGCUGCAGGUCAGAUGUGGGUUAGAUAUUAAGUGAGUUACCAGUGACGCAGGUUCCUGUUUUUUUUUCCUCCAUUGAUUCUUUUGUUUUUACUCUAGAUCAGAUCAGCUUGUUUCACUAUAUUGCUAUUGUGAGCCUUUUUAAUGAAAUAUUACAAGGGAAUAUAAAGAAAUUCUUAGA
This is a messenger RNA of Mugil cephalus (flathead mullet), 3664 nucleotides long. Its product is annotated as carnitine O-palmitoyltransferase 1, liver isoform. Gene Ontology annotation, cellular component: mitochondrion. Gene Ontology annotation, biological process: carnitine metabolic process; fatty acid metabolic process. Gene Ontology annotation, molecular function: carnitine O-palmitoyltransferase activity. NCBI's taxonomy places the organism in Eukaryota, Metazoa, Chordata, Actinopteri, Mugiliformes, Mugilidae. The transcript has 19 exons. The coding region runs from base 183 to 2540 and encodes 785 amino acids. The record is from RefSeq and is a predicted model, not a curated record.